GGAAGACAUCGUACCUUUUUGCACAUUCUUGGCACAUCGUCCUCGUACCUUUGCUAUGUCCUGAUCUCGGUGGUCCGGAUCAGAAGCCAACCGAACGCUAAUAAUCGGCCCACGAUUCUGUUCAUCUGCGGAGCUGGAGUGGCCACCGUAGCCCCCCUUUAAAACGGGGAUUGAUGCCUGUGAUUCGUCAGCCAUCACCUUUCGCAACGCUAAGCAGCUUUUGUCAGGAACGUCGAUCAACAAAUUUCGCCAGUGUCUGAGCAAGAGGCAAUUCAAAUACCCAACGUCCGCCCAGCUUCACUUCUUGACUCUCCUUCAACGACCUUGGACCCUCGGAUUGAACCCAUUGAUUUGGAGUUUGUGUCUGCGAAUCCCUUCGACUUCCGACGAUCGGAUCAUCUCGAAUACACCCACCGACUGAUACACCACUCGCCACCAUGGACAUCCUCCUCGAGCUCUGCGAUACCUUCUUCUUCGACUACCUCUACUCCGCCGUUCUCCCCGCCCAACCCGCUCCCUACCUCCUGCAGAACGGCUUCGGAAAUUCCACUAUCGAGGCCCUGAAAGUCGCUUCAUCAUGGCAGCACACGCCCUCCAGCAAAUACCUCUCCUGGACGCCGCGAGACGCAGCCUGGAUGAGCCAGCUGCCACGAGAUAACGCCUACCGCCAAUUCUUCUCCCUCUUUCUCAUCAUGUGGCUCCUCGGCGCGCUCCUCUACUUCAUCGUCGCAACCCUCUCCUACAUCUUCAUCUUCGACAAAACCACCUUCAAACACCCUAAGUUCCUACAAAACCAAGUGCGCAUGGAGAUCUCGCAAGCCGUGAACAGCAUGCCCUACAUGUCCGCCUUAACCGCGCCCUUCUUUCUCGCCGAAGUCCGCGGCUACUCCAAACUCUACGACGCACCGUCCGAAGCACCAUUCCCAUGGUACAACUUGUUGCAGUUCCCGCUCUUCUUGCUAUUUACGGACUGCUUCGUCUACUUCAUCCACCGCAGCCUGCACCACCCAUCCGUCUACAAAACGCUCCACAAGCCACACCACAAAUGGAUCAUGCCCACACCUUACGCCGCCAUCGCCUUCCACCCCGUCGACGGCUGGGCGCAGUCGAUUCCCUACCACGUCUUCCCCUUCAUCUUCCCGCUCCAAAAAUUCGCUUACCUAGCCCUCUUCCUCUUCAUCCAGGUCUGGACCGUCUUCAUCCAUGACGGCGAGUAUGUCGCCAAUUCUCCCAUAAUCAAUGGUGCGGCGUGCCACACGAUGCAUCAUUUGUAUUUUAAUUAUAAUUAUGGGCAAUACACGACUCUGUGGGAUCGACUUGGAGGAAGUUAUAGGAAGCCGAAUGAGGAGUUGUUUAGUCGGGAGAGUAAGAUGGGAAAGAAGGAGUGGGAGAGGCAAGUCAAGGAGAUGGAGGAGAAGGUUUUGGAGGUUGAAGGCGAGGAUGAUAGGAGUUAUGCGCCGGUUAGGGAGGAGAGGAAGACGAAGUGAGGCGAGUUUACGAGCAUGUGAACAUGUGGGGGAGUUUAUGAGUGGAGAAGAGGUCACGAGAAGUUGACGAGGAAUGCGAGGAGCUUGCAUAAUGUCGUUGGAAGCCGUUGCAAAGCGGCGAGAGGCAAGCAUGGGGGAGAGAGAUUGUAAAUACGUGGCAGUCGAACAUAGGUGUGCAUAUUGGCGUUUGGGCAGGGUUGGGCACAUAUAGUCCUUUUAAUUCACCGCUCGUUUUGCCUUCAAGUCCAGUUCAAGUCUGACUGUGCGUGGCGUCUUUCCUCGGGUAGAUGAGGAGAGCCUCGAGACCUCAGAAGCUCUGCAGUGGACAGUUGCUUCUCCACCCACUUCCAUGGUGGGUCGGUGUCUGGGGCACCGCUUAACCUGCUGUGCUCCAUGGUCCCCAUCGCAAAUUCAACGGUUCUU
Molecule: messenger RNA, 1910 nt
Organism: Hyaloscypha bicolor E
Lineage: Eukaryota; Fungi; Ascomycota; Leotiomycetes; Helotiales; Hyaloscyphaceae
Exons: 2
Coding region: 438-1487 (349 amino acids)
Biological process (GO): lipid biosynthetic process
Molecular function (GO): iron ion binding; oxidoreductase activity
Source: RefSeq, a predicted model, not a curated record